UGGCAAAAUGGCGGGGACGAAACGCAAGAGAUUUCAACUAAGUUCUCUGCCACCAGAAGAGAGGGAACGUCUUGCUGGUUAUAUAAAACAAUUGGGAGGAACCUUGCUUGACACACGGAUAUUUUCCCGACAAACAACACAUGUGAUAUGUGGAAAAGCAAAUCGCGGAGAAAAAUAUCUUGGUGGUUGUGCGUUAGGCAAAUGGGUGUUACAAAAGGAGUUUGUAGAAGACAGCUUUAAGCAGGGCAGUUGGCUCAAUGAAGAACAAUAUGAAUGGACCUCGUCAGUGCUUCCUGUCAGAGCUGACAAACAGCUUUCAUCCCUCCACGAUGCUCCUAGGAAGUGGCGCAUGGCAUUGCAAAACACUAAGGCAGGAGCAUAUAAAAGUUGGAAUGCAGUUGUUUACAUGCAAGAUGCUAAAAUGAAAAAGGCCUAUGAAAGGCUUUUAGAAGCUGGAAAUGCGACAGUUUAUAAGAAAAAUGUUUCAUUCCAAGAUCCAUGUGGUCUGCCUAAAGAUCUCACUCAUAUAUUUGUUGAAACAAAACUAAAACAUGAGGUCCUCCAUUUGCAAAGUCAGGGAAUUUCAAUAUGUGAACCAGAUCAUAUUCCUGAGUAUAUUAUUGCGGGUCCGAAAGAGACGUUUGCAAGCAGCAACACUUUAAUGAAAUACAAUAAUUUGGUGAACACACACACUCCUAAGAUUCCAGCCAAAACAAAGGAAAAGCCUGGAGUUCAAACAGGGAAAGAAAAUGGGUCAGCUGUUGAGUUGACAAGCAAGGAGGGUGUUUUGAAAAAAGGAGUAAAGCGUUCCACAAGUGACUGUGAUCUUUGCGUGGUUAAAAGACAAAAGACUGCAGUGAAUGGUCUACCACCUUUCGUUCAUAUUACUUCGACAGAGAAUCCCCCAACGGCGCGAAAUUUGACAUUUCCUGUGUACGUUUCAAGUAUUUUGGAAUCGUGUAUCGACGAAGAGUGUGUUGAUCUUGGUAUGGAGUCUGUGGCGUCGUGUCUGUCCAGCUAUCAAGCUCCCACCUCGAAAUGGUUGCAUAUUAUCAUCGAGCAAUUCUUACUUAACGCACCAACUCAACACCAAGCACUCCAGAGCUAUCGUUUGUUGCAGAAUAUCAUUGAGGUUCACCCCCCAACUGUGCGUCAAAAACUCUACCUCGAAGCCCUGGUUGAACCUGCGGUGGAAAAUUCACAAAACUUAAACAGCAAUAAGCCUACACCAUGGCAGUUCAUUAGCAAAGUUAUAAGAAAUUCUUUUGGCGAAAACAACACAACCGGAGAAACAAAAAGGAUGCAAAGCAACGCUGAUCUAGUUCUAACUGUCUUGGAUAAUUUGUUCAAACGCGACGCUCACGGUGGUGGGAAGCAAAGCUCUAUUAUCGUUAGCAUAUUGUGGCCAGCAUCGCCUGAUUCAGCGUGUCAAUCUAACUUGGAAAUGAAACAAUUUGUUGCCCAGUGUUUCGAAGCUACAAGACUAGCAGUUAGUGAUGAGAGUAAGCUGUUUGUCUGUCACGUGUUACUCGACUGGUUGUCCAUGGCUGUGACCUUACGAAGACGCGAUGACGUCACAGGACAUCAGGCCUGCGAUUCACUUGCACAGCAGUUAUUUAUGCAGAUAUCCAAGACCGAUUGCUACGAAGCCACGAAGCUCUUCCUACAGGGCAGUCAUUCCUCGUGGCUGAAGAUGAAAAUACUGGAAUUCAUUUUGGAUAAUUAUGAUAAACGACUGAUCCCAGCGCCUUACAAACAGCAUCUUAACAAGAUUUUGAAAUUGAAUAAAAUUGUCAACUGCUAUUUCUUUCUUCUCCCAAAUGUGAAAAACUCUGGGAAAACAGAGGUAGAAAAGCGAACUGUUACGAGAAGAAAGAAUAGAAAAGGGGAAAGUUCACUUCAUGUUGCUUGUAUCCGAAACGACCCUGCAAAGGUUGAAGAGAUUUUAAAGUUGGAAACUGUUGACGUUAACGAGACAGAUAACGCUGGGUGGACUGCUCUGCACGAGGCCUGUAACCGCGGCCAUCUUCGAUGUGUUAAGAAAAUUUUACGAUAUCAUGAGAAGACAAACAAGGUGAACUUACUGGCGUGUCCGGCCCAUGGUGUGACGGUUCUCCACGAUGCUGUGCUUAAUAACCAUCUUCCUGUAGUGAAACUUCUCACUCAAGCUGGCGGUUUGAAUCUUCUACAAGCAAAAACCAAAAGAGGAAUGACGGCCUUGCAACUUGCUCGAAGUGAUGAAAUAUUGUCGUGUAUCACGUCCGAGUUAAACACGCUGCAAAGCCAAAGAGCUUGUGAUCAAAUCCACGGCGACACCCUACGACCAUUACCGGACGCGUACGGACAGGUUUUAUCCAAAAACAAACGAAAAAAUUACAUCUCUUUAGCGGAAUGCGAGAAAUACUUAUUCUAUAUAUCACAAUUGGUUGAAGUUUACCUCAGAGAAAACAACGUUAUGGAAUCAACAUGUAUGAUGAAAAAUGGCGUGAAGUUUUGCCCGAAGUGUAAAGACGAUGCUAAUGUUGUUAAAAAUUACUCACAACAUUUGGAGAACUUGGAAGAUCAUGUUAAAACUUUAUCUGGGAAACGAAGCCUUUCACCAUUGUGUCAGCUUUAUAUGUCUUCAAUGAGGCUAUGUUGCUGAUCUGUGUGUAUUAUAUUGGAUCGACUUUAAUGGAAUAAUGGUGUUUUUAUCCAGGGAUUUCCUGGAUUAUAUAUACUGUUCAAUGGGGUUUUGUUUCGUUGUGAUUGCUAGAAGAUACUGUGCAAUUGCUUAUCAAACUGUUUUUGAUAUAACAAUGAUAGCGUGCAGUGGUAAAUAUAUCGUUGAUAGAA
Molecule: messenger RNA, 2835 nt
Organism: Dendronephthya gigantea
Lineage: Eukaryota; Metazoa; Cnidaria; Anthozoa; Malacalcyonacea; Nephtheidae
Exons: 15
Coding region: 8-2644 (878 amino acids)
Biological process (GO): positive regulation of double-strand break repair
Molecular function (GO): protein binding
Source: RefSeq, a predicted model, not a curated record